Messenger RNA from Ostrinia nubilalis (European corn borer), 6548 nucleotides. RefSeq lists its product as uncharacterized. The transcript is spliced from 12 exons. Gene Ontology annotation, molecular function: microtubule binding. Bases 300 to 4682 code for a protein of 1460 amino acids. Gene Ontology annotation, cellular component: nucleus; cytoplasm. NCBI's taxonomy places the organism in Eukaryota, Metazoa, Arthropoda, Insecta, Lepidoptera, Crambidae. The record is from RefSeq and is a predicted model, not a curated record.
UACAUUACAAUUAACGCCGGCGUUCGGUGGCCUCGCGCAAGUGUCGCCAUCGCGCUGCCGAGCUGCCGGCCACUCCGGCCAACAGCCCCACACAUGCGCCGUGUCAGUCAACAACAGUUUGCGCGCGCACGCGUAAUUCAACGAGCACACUGUAUUUUUUUCCUUAUCCACCGGCAACGACACCAACAGUAUUGAUCGGGCCUUCGCCGCGAUACCGCGUCUUGAAAAUGCGACACGAGUAAUACCGCGCUAAAUCAGUGCUAAAACAAAAUCGAAUGCCCUAAUUACAAUGGAGCUGCAUGAAAUGGAAGUGUGAGAUACAGUUUCAGAGUGCGAACCAUCAAGUUGACGAUAUGUCCAAGAUCCCAAUCGACCGCAAUGGAAAGUUACGAGCAAUAGAAUUACGAGGACUCUACUCCAGUAAUCAUUCCAAGAUAAAGAGCUUCGGAUCCCUAGAUUCCGUCGAUGUCAAAAGAGUGGCAGAAGCUGCAGGACAUUCUCAAAAUGCCGAAAUAAAACCAGCAAACGACAUCAAGGAGCAAAUAUUUUGCAAAUCCUACGCAUCAUUAAUACCAAAAAUGAGCUUAAAUUUAGAGAAGGUUGUGGAACAAAAUCCCAGAAUUCUAGAUUUACGGGAAAAACUAAAUGCAAUAACGAAGAAGCAAGAUCGAAAUGUGGAUAAGAAAACAAAAGGAUUCAUAAAUGAUAUAACACAACUUGUUGAUGAUAAAGAACAAGAUGAAUCAGGACCUUAUAGCCUUCUGUUUGAUUUAAAACCAGAUUCAUCUACAUCAUGUCAAGAGUCCACGGAAAAUAAUGUCUGGAAUAGACCUAAAUCUGGUGGCGUUAUCGAUUUCAGUUUUCAAAGUAUGGACAAAUCAAACAAUCCAGUGACAAAGAGUGCGGACAGAUUACCUAAUGUUUUGAAUUUCGAUGAUAAACCUAUGAAAGAAUUUGAAUAUUCAUGUGAAAAGGAGGUCAAUUUCCCAGUGAAAAAAGUGUUUAAUACACAUUCUAGAUCUGAUCUCUGCUUGCAAUUGAAAUCUCAUAUAAUACACUCCAGAACAUUCGAAUCAAAUCUGAGCCCGAAUGAUAAUUCUUUAAGUCGGACAAAUGAAGAAAACUCUCUUGAUGACAGCUUAGGAAUUCUAACUCCUGAUCAGAUGGAUGACAUUUGUUACCUGGAGAAUGCAUUUUCACCUACAGUUGAGGGGUUACCAAUUUUCUGUGAUAGCAAUGAGUGUAAAAUCUCACCUGAUAAUGGUGAUACACCAUCAACUGAUAAGACUGAAAGUAAUUCGGCGGCUUCUACAAUACAAAACGAUGGUUUUGAAAACGGUGAAUCUAAAAAGUACAAUUUAUUUGAACGCCCACUUGCUCCCAUUGUUAGUUUAGAAGCGAUAACUAAUGAAGAUCAGUCAGCAAGUUAUGAUGUUCCAGUAGGACCUAAAUCGCAACACAAUGCAUUAUCUGUACCUAAGGAGUCAAGAGUACUUUCUAAAUAUUCUCAAGACCUAAUAGCAGAAAAUGAAAAUUUUGAUGCUACUAAAGAAGACUCUAUUCCCAAUUUGAUUGAAGAAGAAUUUUUGCCUUCUAUUCACAGUAGCAUUUUAGAACCAGUCAGUUCUAUCGCUGAAACUACAGUGAAUUUGGAAAUUCCUUUGGAUUGCAAGCACGACAAAAGCUCAAUUGUAAAUCGAAUAGAUGAAACCCCAUCACCGGAAGACCUGCCGCUAGACAGUUCGGAUAUUAAUGGUGAGAUGAGUACUUAUUCUCAAUUUUCUGCAUCUACCUUACACGACUCAAACACAUAUUCAGAUAGUAAGAAUGACUAUCCUAAAUCGAUGGAAACGUCUAAAGUUUCAAAUAGUUUUAUAACAAGUAUAACCAGUAUUACUAGCUUAGAUGGAUACCAGGGCGAUGGAGAAAUGUCAAGGCCCGUGAGCAGAGGUGCAGAUCAUUCCAUAGAACAGCGCGAAGAUGUGAUAGAGAUGGACUGGCAAAAUGUGCCCGUGACUAGAAGAGCAGAUCCUAUGACAGAUUCAGACUUUUUCACAGAAAGCGACGCCGACGGUUUAGAUGACCACAUGCAAAGAGGCGAUAGGAGAGCCCAAGUUAUUGAUGGCGCUCUUUAUGGUGGCAAGAAUGCAAAUGGUAAUCCCCCACUCUUAGUUAACAGGAAUGAUGACUCUUGCAUGGAAUCCAGCGGAGUGUAUACAGAUUUUGAAAACCAUCGAGCAUCACCAGUGUUUUUAAAUGUUAUCGAUGACAUGUCUCCGGAAGGCUCCACACCUUCAACUCGAUCUGAAUGCAGUCAAAAGAAUGCUAGUACAGGGAAUUUAAAUGCCUUUUUUACAUCCGAACAUACAUUGGAAGAGAGUAAAGUUAUUUCUCAAAUCGUCAAUGACGAUGAGACACCCAAAAAUACAAGUAAAAGAAAUUCAAUAAACAGCGAAAAAGAUAUAAGAACCACUGAAAAAGUUAAAGAAGAAAAGAGGAGUUUUACAUUGAAAAAAUACAAAAUGCCCAAGCGUGACGUGCCUAGCAAACUGAAAAGUAUGCUGGCAAGUAGAAAGACUGAUGCCGACGUUAGUGUUCAGAGCAGUCCAAAAGCUGUGAAAAAACCUGAUCGACGUGAAAAUCUAUCCAAGAAGAACUCAUUAGACAUGAAAAGCGACUAUAAGAUAAAGUCGUUCAAAGACAUAAAGUCUAAAGUGGAUUGUUCAUUUUCUUUACAACGAUCGCAAACUUCUUGCAGUGUCAGCAGGAUGUUGAGUUCUAAAUCUACAAACACCAACCCGAAGCCUAAAAGCCGCCACAUGCGCAUGCGCAUGGAGCUUGGUUCGGCGAACGGCAGCGGCAAGAGCAGCCUACACAGCUCGCAGAGCGACAUCAGCGCUACUAGCACGCCUCUGGGCAAACACCCUACCAGCCGCUUCCCACUAUUAAGGAACGGCAAAAAGCGGGACAGCGUCCCGACGCCGACGACCCCUGCGCGCCCUCCCGCCACCCCGCCGCAACCCCCGCCUGUACAGGCUAAGAAAAAUGGCGUUGUCCAAAAGCUAUCCUCGUCGCCAGUCACAGUGCGCGCGCGCACAUCCCUCGCCCCGCCCCCCUCCCCGCGGAAGCCUCCGCCGCAUAGGGUGCCCGCGCAGAGGCCUACCACCUUGCCAACUUCUAAAGAGCCGCCUCGAGUGGCGACAGCGGUCGGGCCGCGCGGCAAGCGCGUGCAGACGCCGCAACCGGCGCGCACGCCGAGCGCGCCCGCGUGCCCGCCGCCCGCGCCGCCGCGCGAGCAGGCCGCCGCGCUCGCGCACGCUGCCAAAGGCGUAGAGGCGCUGGGCGUGCUGGUGCAGUAUUUGGUGUUUCGCUUAGACGCGUUAAACGGCGGGUCAUGGCGGCUGGAGGCGGAGCGGUGGCGCGGCGUGGCGGCGGCCGAGCGCAUCAGCGCCGAGCGCGCCGACCGGGACCGGCAGCAGCGCGCGCAGAAGGAUCUUGAUACAAUUGCAGAAUGCUUGAGCAAGAUCUCAGAACUGGAGAUGGAGGUGUCGUCCAAAGAAGAGGCGAACGCCCGUCUCCAAGCAACACACAUCGAAGAGGUGGCAUCUCUUGCGAACGAUAUCAAGGGGCUCAAAAAUACAAUAGAGUCCCUAAAACACGAAGUAGCCGAAAGUAGAGCGCGUUUACACGCGCAUAGCGAAAUAGAGCGCACCCUGCGCGCGCAGCUUGAAGCGGCGCGGGCGGAGCUCGAGCGGUCGCCGCGCGCGCCCGACCCGGCCCCAAGCGAGCGGCGCGACAAGUGCACCACGUGCGACGCCGCCUGCGACCCCGUGCUGUGCGAGGUGGAGGACUGCGAGCUCCGGCUGUCCGCCAAUGAGGAGCUGAGCACUGACGCCACGGAGUUGGCGGCUGAGGUGCGAUCUCUCAGAGCAGUAAUCGAGCUGAAGCAAGCGGAGAUGGCGUCCCUACGCGACGCUCGAUCCGAGCUGUCAGCCGAGCGCGAGCGGCGAGCGGCCGCCGAACGCGACGUGCUCGCCGCUCGCCACGUGGCCGAGGAACUGCGCGAGCGCGCGGCCGCGAGACAGCGCGACGUGGACCGGCUGCGCGACGACAACCGCCGUCUGCGCGACGCGGCUGCGCGCGACCGCGACCAUGCUGCGAGACUGGCAGCUCUCAAUGAGGAGUUGAGAUACAAGCUUCGCCAGAAGUCUCAGGUAGUGUCCCUACUCGCCGGUGGCGGGUACAUCGAGCGGCCGCCGCUACGCGCUCGCACGUCGUCCGGCGACUCGGCCCGGUCGGCGUCGCCGCCGCCGGACUCGCCGCCGUCGCCCGCCUCGUCCCCCGCGCCCGACACGCCCCCCCUGCCGGCCGUCAAGGGCGUCGUGGAGAAACACGACUCAGUCAGCUGGGUGCUCGAGAUUGAAGAGACGCCCGAGGAGGUGGCUUCAAGGUAUAUGCUGGCCCGGCGGUCUUCGUUCCGCACGGCCGGCGGCGCGUCACCCAGCGGCGUGAAGCGGCGCGGCGGCGGCUCGCCCGGCAGCGGCUCGCCGGCGCCCGCGUCGCCCGCGCCCAACGCCUCCAAGCUCUUCCGACCCGGAGACCUCGACUUCCCACCGCCGCCGCCCCCCCUCAAGGAAUCCGCCGGCGAGGCCAUCUACAUAUACGAUGACCGCCAGUACUGAACGCCUCGGUGAUGUGGUUCGUGAACGUGAUAUACUAGUCUCGUGUAGAUCGUCCUCGAAAUUCUUUCGCCCCACCAUUUCACCUCUUUGUACGGCGACGGGUUUGUUAUUUGACGGACUAAUUCGUGCCUGAGAACGGCUUGCCUUCUCUGCAUCUCGGCAUACAAAGAUCUACUGUCAUUCUAUUAGUAAAAGUAACAACGAUAUUAAGCUUAUGUGACACUACGUGCAGGUUACUGAUACUUUAUGUAACGUGAUGGAGUUAUUUUAAUUUUAGAAUGGUAAUGUGAAGUGGAAGCGGGUCGAGGUUUCGCAGACGAUCCACACUCGCGCCGUAGACCCACCGUCUACGCGGAAUAUCAGCUCGCCCGAGCGACGAUGCGGCCCGAUUUGAUAUUCUUGCCGAAUAGCUUUUGCAUGUUACAGUCAUAGUUUAAGAUGAAAACGUGGGACCCAACCGGAAUGUCUACUUAGUCGUUACGAAUAUUUAUGGUACGAAUGAUGCGUCGGACCGAGCUCGACCGAGGAUUGUCAGCUGUGAAAGAUCACGAUGCACGUGAUAUGGACUUACGAAUAAAAUUAUAUAUGAGCUUCGAAACUCACUGAUAAAUUGUAAUGCGUGUUUGCUCUUUCUUGACCGAUUUAGCUGGAGGUGAUAUUUUAUGCUCCUAAAUGAUAUUACAAAAUGAUACCUUAGAUACCUUGUAGAUAUUAAUAUAGCUCAUAGGAGUUACUCAAUUAGCUUAUUCGAUAUUUUAUCGACUACAUUUCUGAUAUCGGUGGAUAAAGUAGCUGAAAUAAGGUGAGGCAGUAGCUCCGCACUUAUGUAAUAUUUAAGUAUCUGCUUCUCCCAAAAUUCAGGCCUCGAAAAUUUGUACUUGAAUAAAAAUAUUAGGCUAUGUGUUUAAGGAAAGUGAUUAUGUACCUGCUGAUUGCGCCAAUGAAUAAAUGUCACUGUCGUUUUCUUCAUGUGCAAGUUUGUUACUAAUGUAUCGGAUUGCAUGCCUGUGUUCAGGAUGUACCCUUACUGAUUUAUCCAUUUUGUUUUAAGAAACAAUUUUGUAUAUUCAGUUUUUAAUUAUUUUUUGUUUGGGUACAUCAUUCUCUCUCUAAUCUCUUAUUUUAUAUUGUUUGUCCUGUACUAACAUUUUCUUAUAAUUCUACUUUAUUCUUCCUCUUUUUUUCGUACUUUUAUUUAUUGGUGCAAUGUUCCUCGUUUCUGAUUGUUUAUUAAUUAAGAAAAAACAUUUGAAAGUGUUAUCCUGUUCAGGCUAGCAGGUUGUUGUCUGUAUUACUUAGCAUAGAGUGAUUUAAAUGUUUAUAUUGUUUUGUAUCCAUUGUAGUAUUUAUAACUUAAUUAUUAUAGUUUAUCAUGGUUGUUGGCACUGUAUUAUUUUUAUGUACAAAUAACAAUUUUAAUGAGAAAAAUUAACGUAGUCUUAAGUGAUACAUGUCUGUGCGUUGAAACGUUGCGUCUGCGUUUAGUUUGACGCUGAUAUUUAGGAUUGAUGAAUGCUUUGCAGUGAUGUUAAAUUAACAUGUUUUUCUGCAUAAUAAUUAUUUCUUCAAAUUAACUUUUAAUUUUAAUUUUGUAAAAUGGCUUACGCUGUUUAGAGAAUCCGUCGUCAAUCAUCUCAACCAAACCAAAGAGUCGCGUUCGUCUAAACUCUUUGCCAUGUUCCUUGUGUUGCUAAGCAAACCAUACAAUUGCAUGCCUUCGUUGAAGUUGUACAUUGAGUUUUUUAUUUAUUUUUAAGCUAAACUAUAUACAUAAUACCAUUCCAAAUUAAGAAUUGUAAGCGAAAAUAUUAUAACGUGAUUACGAAGAAUAUUAAUAUAAAAAAUAAAAAUAGUAUGUUAAAAGUA